Cucurbitaria berberidis CBS 394.84 is the source of this 1187-nucleotide messenger RNA. RefSeq lists its product as uncharacterized. Lineage: Eukaryota; Fungi; Ascomycota; Dothideomycetes; Pleosporales; Cucurbitariaceae. The transcript is spliced from 2 exons. The coding region runs from base 291 to 1040 and encodes 249 amino acids. The record is from RefSeq and is a predicted model, not a curated record.
CAAGAGUGGCGUUACGAUAGCAACAUGGAGAUAUAAACCUUAUUUGGUCCUCCUCGGCCUCUCGAGGAUUCAUUUCACCCUUCCACAGAUUGGGCUUGGCAGAAUUUUGUCCCAGCAACGGGUACUGGACACAAGUGAUAGCUUUCCCGCGCUUCAUUGCGCGUCGCCCUCACUCAAUAUAAUGGGCUAAAAAUUCCUCUCAAAACGCACACAACUCAACAGCGGAUAGCGAAUCUCAACUCGACAACUCGACACGAUUGGAUCACGAUCACCCUUCAUUCAACGACGCCAUGACUCGACAUCGUCCAGGAGAUCUGCGUAAUCGCGUGGUAGACUUCCUUGAAGAGGAUCGCGAAGAAGCUCGUCAAGAAUCUCCAGAGGAAGCACCCCGAGUCCGAGGAGCCAGCCAUGCCCUAGGGGAGUCACGAAAGGGGCCUAAGCGCGUGUAUCGUCUCAAGAACGGUCUUGUCUCACUAAACAAGACUCCAACGGACCUGGUACCAGUUGUGCGGAACAACAGCGUAUCGCCAUUACUACAACUUCCGGCAGAGAUACGCAUUCAGAUCUGGGAGCACAUCCUCGGUGGAAUGCGCAUCCUUAUUUCGACCUUUACGGGCGCCUAUUUCCGCCCAGAAUACUCAGACAACCCUCUACACACUAGAUUGACCACUGACCACCUCGCGCUCCUCCGUGUGUGCCGACAGAUCUAUAAUGAGACAGCAACGCUCACCUUCAGCACCAAUCGCUUCUGCUUCGUUGGCCGGUCAGCUUUCGAAGAAUUCUUGAAGAGCACGAAACCCGCCCAGCGCGAUGCUCUCAGGCGGAUGGUUGUGGAUAGGCCGUUGAUGCUGUUUUAUAUCCACCCCAAGAAUAAGCGUCCGAGGAUAGUUGCAGAUCCUUGCGAACCAUUUCCUAAUCUCAAGACCAUAAUCAUCGAGCAUUGGUCUUUGGAGGAUAGAGAAGAUAGGGUUGCGCAGCUCAUGAAGAUGGUAGAGGAUGUGGGCAGUGCUCGCGGUCUGGAGGUCAAGAUGCUACCGUAAGUGCAUUGGCAUGGCGGGACAUCCUUGAAUAGUCUGACAAUGCCCAAGGGUCAGGCAAAGGAGGGUUAUGAGCGUACAUGUGGAUGUAGCGAGGAUACAGGAAGGUUCUCGGAAGCACCCAAGCCCAUUGAAUAACGAGGUGGACAC